Messenger RNA from Hevea brasiliensis (rubber tree), 3165 nucleotides. RefSeq names its product sister chromatid cohesion protein PDS5 homolog D. The coding region runs from base 458 to 2887 and encodes 809 amino acids. The transcript is spliced from 13 exons. Gene Ontology annotation, biological process: mitotic sister chromatid cohesion; DNA repair. The record is from RefSeq and is a predicted model, not a curated record. Gene Ontology annotation, cellular component: chromatin; nucleus. Lineage: Eukaryota; Viridiplantae; Streptophyta; Magnoliopsida; Malpighiales; Euphorbiaceae.
CCACUUUGUACAUGCAGUGAUGCUAUACAUGAGUAAUGUACUUUCAGUGGAGUUUUGACCGCAGUUUUCUCUCAAGGAAAAAACAGCGAAGAAAGUGCCAAUGAACGAGGUAGCAAGAACCCACUACAAUUUAAAGGACCAUAAAAGGAAGGAACCGAUAAACACAGAAUGCCCACCAAGGCACUAGAACCAAGCAGCACCGAAUUCAAGCCCUCCCCAUGGGCUUAAAUUAACCAAUCCUUAAGUGCCUCCUCGGUAAUCUCUUUUUGCAUGCUCUGCACUUUUAGCUAAACACCCCUUUGCUUGGCAGGUGAGUUGUCACCCCUUUGCUUUUAGGGCUAUAAAAGGGGAUGUUUGUGAUUGGGUUGAGUGAAAAUCUGCGAAAGUAGAGAUUGAGAGAGUGAAACUCCUUCUUGUUUCUGGGGGUUCCUGGAUUUUGUUGCUGAGAGUGUUAAAAAUGGCAAUCAAUGAGAUUGUGCUAGAGGAGCAACUUAAGGAGACUGGGAAUAGCCUCCUGUACCCUCCAUCAUCCAUUCAUGAGCUUCUUAAUAUGCUUGAUAAACUUGAGUGUUUGCUCAUAAAUGUGGAGCAAGCACCAUCGAGAUCAAUGCAAGAUGCACUUCUAUCCCCCAUGAAGGCCUUAAUUUCUAAUACCCUUUUGAGGAACUCAGAUACGGACGUGAAAGUUUCAGUGGCAUCUUGUAUUAGUGAGAUUACAAGAAUAACUGCACCUGAUGCUCCUUACAAUGAUGACCAUAUGAAGGAAAUUUUUCAGUUGACUAUAGCAGCUUUUGAGAAAUUGUCUCAUGUGUCAAGUCGCUUUUAUACAAAGGCAGUUUCCAUUCUUGAUACUGUUGCAAAGGUCAGGUCAUGCUUGGUGAUGUUGGACCUGGAGUUGGAUGAACUAAUUAUAAAGAUGUUCCAGCACUUCCUAAAGAUCAUUAGGUUCAACCAUCCACAUGCUGUAUUUGUGGCCAUGGAAACAAUUAUGACCCUGAUCAUAGAUGAAAGUGAAGAUAUAUCAGUGGGUCUUCUCACUCCCCUUUUGGCCAGUAUAAGAAAGGAAAAUCAGAGUGUUUCUCCUAUUGCAUGGAAGCUUGGGGAAAAAGUUAUCACUAAUUGUGCUGCUAAACUUAAACCCUAUCUCAAGGAGCUAGUGCAGUCCAUUGGCAUAGCUUUGGAUGAAUAUACUCCAAUAGUUGCUUCUAUAUGCCAGGAUGAGACUCUUACCCUCAAAUGUGAUCAUGUCAAUGCUUCAGGGGAUCAUUUGGUGGCUAAGGGGCUAUCACCCAUUGCUGCUUCUCCUGGAGAAGGUUUCCAAGCUAUGGAUGCUAUUCCCAAGUUAACAACCAAUGGAAACACCUCAACUAGAAAUGCUGACAAUGUCAAUAAUAUUUCCACAAAAGUACUGGAGCAUUGUUCUCUUAUCCAGCAUUGUGAAAGUAAUGAUGCACAAGGUGAUGCAGAACCUGAAGUCAAAUUGGAAAAGGAACGAAGGACUGUCCCAAGGAAAAGGGGGCGGAAACCUAAUUCUUUGAUGAAUCCAGAGGAAGGCUAUGAUCAUUCUUGGAUUUCUUCUGGAAGAAAAGCUGCAAAAUUACGAAGAAAGCCUCGUGACAAGGGAGUAGAUUUAAGAUCAGAAAUUACAGUUCCAAAGAAGGUGUCUCUGUCGUCAGCACAUGUGAGAGAACUCACGGGAUUGAGACCAGAAACUGGUAGUGUCAUAGGUGCUUCUUCUUCCCCAUCACGGGAUCAAAGCCUUAAUGGUGGAAGUCAUCCCAAAAGAGGCCGGCCAAAGAAAAAUGCAAGCUCUACAAAUCAAGGUGCUGAUCCUAGUUCCUUAAAAUUAUUGAAAGGAGAGGUGUUGAAUACUGCAAAUGAGGAGAUAACUCCAGCUGAAGAUGAAGUCAGCUUGAGAAAGCAGUAUGCAAGAAGAAGCAACUCAGAAGUAAAGCAACAGAAGUGCUCAAGUAAAAUUGGACUUGAUGCAAAGACUACUGAAGAGGCAUCUUUGCCUUCUGCUUAUACGUUGUCAGAUGAGAAAGCGGGAUUCCUCAAUGAACAUGAGGAAAAACCAUCCCAGUCGACAAAGAUACGGGUAAGGAACAUCAGAAGAGAGAGCUCACUAUUCCAAACAGAUAUUAGGAAAAGAAGUUCAGUUAGUGGUGUUUCAGAUGUGGCAUCUAAUAUUAAGAAAACCAAAUCAUCUAGAGAUGGAAGUUAUGGGGAAGAAACCCCUAAAGCAAAUUGCAAAAGGAAGCGAACACCAAGGAAGGAAGUGCCUCCUGAUCUUGGUGAGCAAUUGGUUGGUAGCAGAAUAAAAGUUUGGUGGCCGCGGGACAAGAUGUUUUAUGAAGGAGUUCUUGAUUCCUAUGACCCUAUUAAAAAGAAGCACAAGGUUUUGUAUGCUGAUGGGGAUGAAGAGAUACUAAAUCUCGGAAGGGAACGGUGGGAACUUGUUGGAGAUGAUAUUUUGCCUGGUGAACAGGUGCCAGAAACUGAUAUUCCAAAUGCUGAUCCUUCAUCUGAUAAACCAGGAAAGCAAAAGGGGAAGUUGAUUUCAGAGUCCACAAAACAACUGAAAGUUGAUUUCAAAAGGAGUGGAGCUGCCACUGCUUCCAGGAAGAAAGCUAGGAAAUCUAAAGGUGCUGCUGCGCAGGAUGAACCUAUUGUUGCUAACAAAGUAAUGGAUGAUACAUCUAGGCCUGACAAUGGCUCAGAAGGUGAUAGCAAAGAAUCUACUGACAAGUUAAAGAUCAAAACUCUGAGGAUUGGAAUCAACUCGAAGCAGAAAACCCCAGAGACUGCAAGUCCAUCCAGUGAUGAAAAUCGUGAAGGUGGUAAUGAAUUUUGUGUCACAGCCAGACCUAAAGAGGAACACUCUUAAACAAUCUAGUGAAAAAUGAGCAACAGAGUGAAGUGGGAUCUUUGGACUCAGCUGAAACUAGUUAACAGAAACUAAUUAAAGUGUGUACAGAAAGAAAGGAGCGAGAGAUGAGAGGCUAGGAAGCCUUGUAAGUUUUGGUUUGGAGCAGGGAUAGUGUCAGGUUUACCCUCUCUGUGCUUGAGGUUAACAUAAAUCUUGUCUCUAGCCCUCUGAUGUUUUGCAGAACUUAUGUAAAUGCAGUUCAUAGCUUGCUCAAUGCAACCACCAGUUUUCUUAUA